AUGAGGCCUGGCGAUCAGGGACUUUGUUGCCUUGUGACGCUGCUGGCGGUGGUGGGGGCGUUGGCUUCCGAGGAAGCUUACGUCACACUGUUAUACGGAGAUGAGUUCCUCCUGGGUGUUCGCGUGCUGGGAAAGUCAAUCCGGGACACGGGGACGAAGAAGGACACCGUCGUCCUCGUCUCGGACGGCGUUUCUGACUACGCUACGCGGCUCCUUCAGGUGUUCCAUAUUGUUUUGAGCCAAGCUUCGAUUGUUUUGUCCCAGCAAUUUUUUUGCUCUGGGCAUUGGUUCAAUGUCAUCUCAUCUAUUUAUCGCCCCUGAUUUGCUCGUUCUAGUAAAAAUGUUACUAACUUUUUAUUCACUUAAAUUCAAAUAUUUAGGAAUCUUUUCGUGGUGGAAGGUUUAACAAUCGAAACAUAUCCUAUACCCGGUUGAAACCAGAGACCCUGUUCUUAUUUACGUUGAAAAAGGUUUGGGCUGAGAUCAAUUGUAUCAGUCUGCAACAACUGUCCAUACAUCUUGCUAUUGGACCUUUCCCAAAGAUCAUAUUGGUUAUCAUCGUUAGAUCAUUACUCUGUAUUCUUUUGUUCCAAAUGUGGGUUGUACCGCAUUUUUAUUUCUUUAACUUUUUUAAGGGAAGUAAACGGAUGUACAAUUCAAAUUAUGGUGUGAUCAUAAAAAAACCGUUCAAAGAUUCUUGUCUAGAUGAAGGUUUUGGAUGGAUAUGCAAGCGACCAAGGUUCCCAAAAUGACAAAUUCAUGUCAUUGCCCCCACUUGCAGUGUUUAUCCUCUGUCAUCCUAUCUCAAAUAAAAGUGUAGACCCUGUCUGGUGAGAAACUUUCUUGUUAAUGUGAACUUGUUCCUCCCUCUAAAUAUUUCUCAAUGAGCUUUGUCACCGAAUGACAGUCGCAGCCUCUAAAUAUUUCCUCUCCCUCUGUCGAUUUUCUUGAAUCCUUAUUGACUAAGGCAUUGGACCUCAACAUUGACCGACUGUUACACUUCUUUUUUUCUUAUCAUGGUAAGGAUAUUGCAAAAAAAAUUGUCAUUGCCUCAUUAAUACAAAAUUAUGCCUCAUAUGAGCUGGAGACCAUUUGCGACGUUCUUACCAGAGUAGUUAUCCCGCAGAUGUAUUUGGCCUUAUUUUAAACAUCUUACCAGUAGAGUAGUCUUUUCUUUUUCGGCCAUAUUGAAAUGGCAUUCACAUGGAGUGUUAUUUGAAUUACAAUCUCACAACAUGCCUGGCAGCUGAUACGUGUUGUACUUUGAACAACUGUUUCAGGCUGAUGGUUGGAUUGUUGAACACAUAAGUUUAUUGGAAAAUCCAAAUCAAGUGAGACCAAAAAGAUUUUGGGGAGUCUACACGAAGUUGAAAAUAUUUAACAUGACAAUGUACAAGAAAGGUAAUCAGGUUCUUGGACUCCUGAAAUAGCAUUGCCAAGUUAGCUGCUAUUUUAGGAAAACGUGCUACAUUCAGAUGGUUGACUGAAUUUCUUCCUUUUGCAGUUGUGUAUCUUGAUGCAGACACCAUUGUUGUUAAGAGUAUAGAGGAUCUAUUUAAAUGUGGGAGAUUCUGUGCAAACUUGAAGCAUUCCGAAAGGCUGAAUUCCGGAGUCAUGGUCGUUCACCCAUCUGAAGUUGUUUUUAAAGAUAUGAUGGACAAAGUGGCCGUCUUACCUUCUUACACUGGAGGUUCUCAGUUGAACUUAUGGUCCUUUUCUAUCUGUUGUUUCUGUAGAGUGCCGUCUGUGGUGCACUGAUGCACUGAUUCAAAUUAGAAACAUUAGUUAUACCAAGAAGUAUACUUACUGUUGCCAAUUGAAAAUGCACUUUGCACCAAAUAGUAGGUAUGCCUAGUAGAUUUGGAGGAUGAACUUUUUUUCUGCAGAAAAAAAUUGGAUCCGGGAUCGUUAUAUCAUUUUUUCCAUGCUUACAUUUUUCUUAGGUUAAUGUGAUGUCUUUUAGGUUAAAAUUUUCAAAAUAUUUUACAUUUAAGGUUAUGUUCAAUAUCUCAGAUGGACCACUUUUCAAUGUUAACAGGUGAUCAGGGUUUCCUGAACUCAUACUACAGGGACUUUGCAAAUGCUCAUCUCUUUGAACCAAACUUACCCUCUGAUCCCGGGAAUUCUAGAACAGUGCCAGGGAUGGAAAGGCUUUCUACUCUAUAUAAUGCAGAUGUUGGGCUGUAUAUGCUUGCAAAUAAGGUAGUUGCAUUUUGGUGCAUUUUUUCGCAUUAUAUGAUUAGCUUUCCUUUUAGUUUCUUGCUAUUGGAGGUCUUACACGUCGAUAUCUAAUCAGGAGGAAAAGAAUAAGCAGUAAUCAGCAGGAAAGAGUAUUCCAUAAUAUUUCUCGCAGUGAUCAGCAGGAAUAACGUGCAUUGGAAGCUAACACAGAUCUUAAAGAACCAAAAAAAAUUAUGAUUCUGUGGAAACUUCCUCUCGAUUGAUUGUUUAUCUUUCUCAAUCCAAUCGAUUGGCAUAUCUUCCCGAGGAUCAAAAGACAACAGUCUAUCAUAAAUUCGGGAACUCAUAACAGAUACCAUGAAAUCUGAAUAUUUUCCUUUACUGCUGUCAACAUUUGACCCAGUACCCCAGAUGUCUGGCAAAAACUGUCAUAGAUCUAUCAUGUAACCUUAUUAUCACCACAUUUGCCAUGAUGAAAGACUGUUUCUACACUUUAAGUUCUCGUACUAGCAACUUAAAUAGGGAUUAUGCUCACGUUUGGUCUAGUGUGCUUUAUUUCUAGUUUACAAAAUGAACGUGGGUUUCUCUUGAAUACCAUUCCCAUUUCCGUUUAUUAAUUUAAUUGGUGCCAAGCUCGACGCUUAUUCUAUGGCUACAAUUUUUUUGUUUCAUAUCAUGUUUAGUGGAUGGUUGAUGAGAAAGAACUUCGAGUCAUUCAUUAUACACUUGGCCCCCUUAAACCGUGGGACUGGUGGACUUCUUGGCUCUUAAAGCCUGUGGAUGUUUGGCAGGUAUUUUGCUCGCUCUGAUCAUUUGUGAAACAUUCCGAGUCUCCCUACAAUCGAAUAAUCUCUUCAUUUUCUUGAUGCUGUAGAACGUUCGAGAACAGCUUGAAGAAUCUCUUCCUGGAACUGCUGGUGGCACUACUUCUGAAGAGCAGUUGGUGGUCAAAAUUUUGGUCUUCCUUCCACUAUGUCUUUUAUUAUUUUUCUUCUAUCGAUCCCAUUUUCAGGUAAAGAAGUGCCGGCAGUUAAUAUUGCGUAAAUUGAUGGCUGGGUGUUCAUGUAGGCGCAUUGAAAUCUAUCUGUUUCUGAUUACUGCAGAUAAAAGAUGCUAUAUAUGGUUGUAGAAGCUCCAUAUGUGAUUAUGCCAGGCGUGUCUACUGUGAAUUUAGAGCUGGAGCCACUCUUCCCGUUUACUCUUCUGUUGCUUCAUCUUCUAUAGCGAACUCCAAUAGCCAGGUAAGGUUCCCUAUCUCCGCAUUAGUUCUGAUUACUACAAGAAACUGGUGGAGUUAGGUGCACGUCCCUACGUGAUUUAUGCUGCUCCUGCAUUAAAAUAUCUACUGCCUGUUUAUUUUUAUUUUUAUUUUUACAGUUCAAUGUCGCAGAGAAUAUCUGUAAAAUGGUAUUGCCUUGCCUCGGCUUGGCUCCUUGGCAUAAGGUGGUAGGUUACUGUCUUGAUUUCCUUGGUCACCUUAAAAAAACCUUGAUCCAAAGGAGAUGCUAACUAAAGAACCCUGAAAGAUAAUCUUUAUAUAUGUGCAGCGGAACACAUAAAUAAUAAGUUUAUUUGUCAGCUGUAUGCGUUGCAUGGUACUCACCCUAGAAAUGGAGGUCCCAAGGGAAGCCAGACGGUGGGGGUUGCCUCUCCAGUGUGUACAACUAGUGAAAGUCGGAACUUUCAUCGACAUUAUAGAAGAAGGAAAAUUAUUAGAACCAUAUUAUUAAACAUGUGCAACUUCGUGAUAGUAUUUGUGGGAGAAUAAGUUCAUAAAGCAAAGGGAUUUAGUUUGAAUUUUCAUCGUUCUUUUAACUUUUGAACGUUGAACUACAUCAAUUCAAUGGAAUUAAUGGCUUGUUUUUAGUACCAAAAACUGCAUAUUUGAUGGACUUAGUACCAAGGUCCUGGAGUCGCCCCCAGAUGAUCGACAUGAGUGACAAACCCAUCACCACCCGUCGGCUCAUCCCAAGAUCAUUUUCCCUCUCCAAGAGCGUUGGGAUUUUUGAAUUUGGUGAUCUUUUCGUGGGGUUGGAGGAGGCGUUGUUCCUCAUCCAAAAGAGGUCCUAGGAACAAUAUGGGAGAUGAAAUUAUUCUAAGAAAUGUUCUCUCUAGUUGACGACAAUAACUUUGUUAUUGAUUUUGGGAGGUUCGGCCUAUUAAUUUUGACCAAAAGUGUGAGAAAAACGCAUAGAUUUCCAAAUUCUGGAGCCAGAAUCUGAAUUUCCAAAAGUGUGAGAAAAACGCUUGGAAUCAUGCUUGUUUCAUCUACUCCGGGAAUGGGUUCAUGACAUGACAUUAUUCUUUUUCAUCUUCGUUGUUUGCUUUUUAUCUUGACAGUUUUCAAAUGGCAUUCACUCCAAGAUACCUUCCCAUCUGGGUGCCCUCUCCAUCAUCGUCUGCUUCUCGUCUGCUGCUGUGUCCCUUGGCCUGGCGUUUGUGCUGAUACCCCGCCAAGUGAUGCCCUGGACAGGUUUACUGCUCAUGUAUGAGUGGACAUUUGCAGGGUUUUUCAUGUUGUUUGGUACCUUUCUUCGGCUAAUGUACCGGUGGGGGAGGGCCAUGGGAACCCAGCUAGGAGCCGCCUCCUCCCACUCCGAUGCGUCUGAGGCAUAUGACUCCGGCAAAGGUCCGCCGACUAGGAGCACUUUCGCUCUCCUGUCAAUUCGACUGCCUCUGGAUUCAAAGUAUGAAUGGACCCUCUUUCUGCCCUCCCUUCAGGUCAUCAGCGGCAUUCAUCUCACUGCGACGUUGGAGUUUGCUUCUAUGGACUGGGGAUGGCAUUACUCGCCAUCAUAGCCCCUUCAUUGCCCUGCAUCUUUGGGAUCACCGCUCUUUUUCCAAGGUGAGAAGGAACCCUCUAUCUCUCUCUAUCUAUGGAUGUAUGUAUGUAUGUAUGUAUGCAUGUACCGAUUCCCAUUUGGGCUCCUGAUGUUCUUCUUCCCAUAAUUUCGAUUUUUAUAUCCAUUGGUUUAUCUAAUGUGUGUGUGUGUGUGGGUGUGGGUGCAGACUGGGGCUGAUGGUGGGGGGAGGUCUGAUUCUCUCAUCAUUCAUGACUUAUGCGUCGGAGCAGCUGGCCAUCAGAGCCUUUGUGAGAGGCCUGGAAGAACACGAACUGCCCAAGGCCAGGGGGCAUGCUUAUAGAGCUUGA
This is a messenger RNA of Spirodela intermedia, 5332 nucleotides long. NCBI's taxonomy places the organism in Eukaryota, Viridiplantae, Streptophyta, Magnoliopsida, Alismatales, Araceae. The record is from the annotation of a GenBank genome assembly.